AUGGCAUCUCUGCUCGGAACACACUGCAGGCUGUUCUACCGUACUCUCCACCGGGACUCGCCAUACUUCCGGGCGCAGCUUGGAACGUACGCUCGGGUCCGACGUCCAGCAGCCAUGGCAGCUGAACAGAAUCCACACGAGGGCGACUAUUUCAACUACACAUCUGGCAGAUGGCUGUUCUUUACCCCGCCUACGCUUCGCCGCAUACAGACUAAUGGUCUUUCAGGUACAAUGAGAGGAAACGGCUCGAGGAACGACACGUGCACUUCAACAUUACCGCUCUUCUCGAAGCCGCAGCAGCCUCGAUCAACCGGCAAAAGAGCGACGUGAAGUCUUUUCGCAAGCUGGCCGAAGGUGGUUUCAAUCGAGUAUUUGAGAUUACUAUGCGGGAUGGGCUGCAGAUCGUCGCUCGACUCCCAUAUUCUUCUACGCAACCAAAGUCUCUUGCAACUGCAAGUGAGGUUGCAACCAUGGAUCUGGUCCGUAUUCAUGGCGUGCCAGUGCCGGUCGUCUACGGAUACUCCGCAGACGACAACAAUCCUGUCGGAGCGGAAUACAUUUUCAUGGAGAAAGUCGCGGGUCAGUGCCUAGGCGAGAUCUGGUUUGACCUUUCCGACAGAGAGAGACUCAAACUUCUAGGUGCGAUUGUGGACCAGGAGGCCAAGAUGUUCGACAUCGCUUUUCCUGCUUAUGGUAGCAUCUACUAUACAUCGGACGUGCCUGAGGGUAUGGGUCGGACGCAGUUAACGCACCAACUUGAGAAACUUUGUGUCGGACCAGACGUCUCCUUAAAGCAUUGGUUUGGAAACCGAAGUCAACUUGCUAUUCAGCGUGGCCCAUGUAAGAUCACUGGUGCCCUACAGGCAGUCAAUUGACUUGAAAAUGAGCUGAUCUGUUGGUUUCUAGCAACAAGUGCUUACGAAGUUCUUGCAGCCGCAGCGAACAAAGAGAUUUCGUGGGUUCAAUCGUAUAGUAGACCCCGGUUUCCAUUCGACCGAGAGUAUCGCGAAAUGUUCGAUUACAAAAAGGUGGAUCCUUGUGAACAUGCUCGCAAUCUGCAGGCUUUUCUCGACAUCGCUCCUCAUAUCGUACCUCGUCAGGAGUGGCUUCACAGGCACGUCAUCCGACACCCAGACCUGAAUCCUAACAACAUCUUUGUCGACGAUAACUUCAACAUCUCGGGUAUAAUUGAUUGGCAACACAGUGUUGUCCUGCCUCUCUUUUUGCAUGCUGGUAUCCCUGCUUCGCUACAGAACUAUGGCGAUCCAGAAUCCGAAGAGCUAAAGAAGCCCGAAUAUCCUACGAACCUUAACGAACUGGAUGAAGACGAUCGAAGGAAAGAUCUCGAGCUUUAUCGUCGCCGGCAUACGCACUUUUAUUACAUUGGAGCCACGAUAACAAAGCUGAACACCCACUACAAAGCACUGUCCCAUGACAAAGGUCUUCUUCGGAAGAAAUUGUAUCAGCACGCUGCAGAACCUUGGGAAGGCAAUCCUAUCCCUCUCAAGGCCGAUCUUGUGCAGAUAGCGACAGGCUGGUCGGAAUUCGCAAAUGCUGACGCCAACGACGCCGGCAACGACAACCACAACAUGCCGACAUGUCCAAUUGCUUUCGAUGCAGGAGAAGUUGAUGCGACGAUGAACAAGAUGCUAGAGCAAGAAGAUAUGGACGGGAAGAUGCGAAUACUGCGAGAAGUGAUUGGGAUCAGCAAUGAUGGCUGGGUGCAGUUUGAGCGAUACCACGACGCAGUAGCUGAGGCGGCAGAGAUGAAGAAGCAGGCCCUAGGUUUCGCGGAGAGUGAUUUGGAGCGAGAAACGACGGAGCGACACUGGGUGUUCGACGAUUUCGACGAAGAGGAAUAG
This is a messenger RNA of Lecanosticta acicola, 1862 nucleotides long. The record is from the annotation of a GenBank genome assembly. NCBI's taxonomy places the organism in Eukaryota, Fungi, Ascomycota, Dothideomycetes, Mycosphaerellales, Mycosphaerellaceae.